CUACUGAAUACGGCAAAGAAAUACAAUGCCUGCUUCGCAGCAAUCAAGCUGAGCAAGCCCGUCAAAAUGCAGCUCCCAGCGUGGUACCACAUAAGCGCAAAUAAGCAGCUGAGGCGAUUAAACAACACCAGCCUUAGUAACUGUCUAAGAGAGGCCCACGGAAUCAGAAUAAUCGCAGAUCUGAUAAGAAUAGUAAAUCACCCACCAACCCCCAACAACGGGCAAAAUGGAUCGGCCAGGAUAUGUACAUGCAACCAAUGCAUCGGAGCAAGGAGGAUGGGAUGCGAACACCCCAUGAGGUGCCGGGAUGCUGCAGAAAGAAUCCUAAGUAACCUUAGUGAGAAGUGGAAUCCCGACCUCGAGAACACCCAAGACGGACUCACCAUCACACCCAAAAGAAGAGGAGACAACGAGACGGCACUCCAGGAAGGGGGCGAGGUAAUCUUCGACCCAUCAAUCACGGCGAGAGGAGGAGCAUCAGAAGCAAUCCGCAUCUUCAUG
This is a messenger RNA of Rhodofomes roseus, 501 nucleotides long. RefSeq lists its product as uncharacterized. The transcript has a single exon. The annotation marks the transcript as partial. The record is from RefSeq and is a predicted model, not a curated record. Lineage: Eukaryota; Fungi; Basidiomycota; Agaricomycetes; Polyporales; Fomitopsidaceae.